AUGUCAUCCACUAAUGGGGUUGCAACUGCAAUAGUGCAUAAACAAGUAUAUUUUGGCCAUGCCAAUAACAAAACAAAAUAUCUAUCGAUAAUAAAAGAUCUUAAUACAGAUAAUAACAGGAAUACUAAUAACAACGGUAAUGACCUAUUAACUAAUGAAAAUAAUGAAGUUGUAAAUACUAUUAAUGAUAGAGAUAAUAAUAAUAAUACUAAAGACAACAAUAAUGAAGAUGGCAGUGACGAUACAAACACCAUUGAAGACGAGCCAGUGACCAUUUCGUAUCCUACCACAGAAGUGAUUGGUCAUGGUUCAUUUGGUGUGGUGUUUACCACUACAAUAAUUGAAACUAAUGAAUUAGUAGCAAUUAAAAAAGUAUUGCAAGAUAAAAGAUUCAAGAACAGAGAAUUAGAAAUAAUGAAAUUAAUUAAUCAUAAAAAUGUAAUCAAUUUGAAAUAUUUUUUCUAUGAAAAAGAUUCACAUAAUGAAAUUUAUUUAAAUUUAAUUAUUGAUUACAUGCCACAAUCAUUAUAUCAGAGGCUAAGACAUUUUGUACACCAAAGAUCACCAAUGCCAAGAUUCGAAAUCAAAUGCUAUAUGUAUCAAAUUUUUAAAGCAUUGAAUUAUUUGCACAAUAAUAUUAAUGUAUGCCAUAGAGAUAUUAAACCGCAGAACUUAUUAGUAAAUCCAAGUACAUUUGAAUUGAAAAUUUGUGAUUUUGGUAGUGCAAAACAAUUGAAAAUAACUGAUCCAAAUGUAUCAUAUAUUUGUUCAAGAUAUUACAGAGCUCCAGAGUUAAUCUUUGGUUCAACAAACUAUACAAAUCAAAUCGACAUUUGGUCAACAGGUUGUGUAAUGGCAGAAUUAUUGUUAGGUCAACCAAUGUUUCCAGGCGAAAGUGGUAUUGAUCAAUUGGUGGAGAUUAUUAAAAUAUUAGGUACCCCUUCAAAACAAGAUAUUUGUGCAAUGAAUUCAAAUUAUAUGGAACAUAAAUUUCCACAAAUUAAACCUAUACCAUUAAAUAAUGUCUUUAAGAAAGAAGACGAGGUAACAGUGAGUUUAUUAACAAAUAUAUUGAAGUAUGAUCCAAUGGAAAGAUUGAAUUCAUUGCAAUGUUUGUGUCAAAAAUAUUUUGAUGAAUUAAGAAUAAUAACUACUGGUGUUGGUUUAAACCCCGACGGUGAUAAUUUAACGAUUAAUAACGAACAAAAUUUGAAUCUCAAUCAAAUCAAAUCGUUAGUCGAUAAAUUAGAAUUGUUAGAUUUUAACGUCUCAGAAGAAUUCAAUCAUUUGAAUAGCAUUCAAUUAGAUGCUAUAAAAUUGAAAUUACUGCCUAAUAUCAUACCAGGGUAA
Tetrapisispora phaffii CBS 4417 is the source of this 1350-nucleotide messenger RNA. RefSeq names its product serine/threonine protein kinase RIM11 (gene RIM11). The record is from RefSeq and is a predicted model, not a curated record. Gene Ontology annotation, biological process: protein phosphorylation; signal transduction. Bases 1 to 1350 code for a protein of 449 amino acids. The transcript has a single exon. Gene Ontology annotation, molecular function: protein serine/threonine kinase activity; protein serine/threonine/tyrosine kinase activity; ATP binding. NCBI's taxonomy places the organism in Eukaryota, Fungi, Ascomycota, Saccharomycetes, Saccharomycetales, Saccharomycetaceae. Gene Ontology annotation, cellular component: cytoplasm.